This is a messenger RNA of Bipolaris zeicola 26-R-13, 1578 nucleotides long. RefSeq lists its product as uncharacterized. The transcript has a single exon. Lineage: Eukaryota; Fungi; Ascomycota; Dothideomycetes; Pleosporales; Pleosporaceae. Gene Ontology annotation, molecular function: zinc ion binding; DNA-binding transcription factor activity, RNA polymerase II-specific; transcription cis-regulatory region binding. Gene Ontology annotation, cellular component: nucleus. Gene Ontology annotation, biological process: positive regulation of transcription by RNA polymerase II. The record is from RefSeq and is a predicted model, not a curated record. The coding region runs from base 1 to 1578 and encodes 525 amino acids.
AUGCCGGACGUUCCCAAUCAAUCUUCCGCAGCACGUAAAACCAAACAGUCGGCGGUACCGGGAUGUAGAGUGUGCAGUAGACGCCGUAUAAGAUGUGACGGAGCUCAGCCAGCUUGUGAGAAAUGUAUCUCUCGCGGCUUGCACUGUCCAGGAUACGGGAAGACCCUCAGGUGGAUUUGCGGGCCCGCCAGCAAAGGGCCAAACAGGCUCCAUUUUCGCACAACCCCGGCCCCUCAUCACUCCCGCCGAGCUGCGGACACUCCCAUCGUAUUACAGCCAGUAACCCCAUCAUACCUGUCACACGUGGUACCAUAUGAACAUAAACAGCUACCUAGUCUAUUGUCACCAGUACCGAUACUCGGCACGGAAAGCCUCCUACUGCAACACUUUGCAGAUGUCGUGUCCGUACAGCUCGCGUGGUUUGAAGGAGAAUCUAAUCCAUGGCGAAGUAUCAUUCUGCCCAUGGCUUUGGAAUCGCCUGGUCCUUCUACAUCAUUAUGCUCCCUGUUAUCAGCUAUACUAGGGGUAUCCGCAAGCAAUGUUGCUUCUCGCCUUGCUGAAGGCGAUCCUCAGCGUGAUUUAUACCUUCGUAUCAUGGAUUCUUUACGCACAAACACCUUCCGCCUUCUGUCUAAGGAUCUACGGGUAUUGCGAAGCGCACUGCAACUGGGCACACCACCUCCACAACUACUAAUUCAACAAGUUAUUGCCAGUGUGCUGCUCCUUUCAUACCUCGAGGUUCACUGGCCAUCUAACGGUAUGUGGCAUUUUCAUCUCCGAACUGCACAAAGCAUUAGCAACAUGUUGCAAUUCACAGCCACUGGUGACGCCACAAAUGUUUUUCUCUCCGAAGAACUGUUCGCCGCUAGUACAUGGCCUCUACUGACUAACUGUCCAACGAAUGAGAUAUCUACGAUCCAGGAAUUGUACAGUAAGAGCCAUAUUGGACAAGAUAUCAAAGGCCAUUCUCCUUUCAUAGCUUUCGUUAUCAUCAUACGCCGUGUGAUUCAGGCAAGAAUAGGCAUAGGAAUACGAGGUUUAGAGCCUGGAAAGCAGCAUGCCGUUCUUUGCACGACUCUACAACAAGCACUAAUUAAUCUGGAGCAAGCCUAUGAAACAGCCCUCCGAGAAUCGACCAAAACGGCAAGUGUGAACGACCACGAUUUGAAGCUUAUAAUUACUGCGUACUAUCAUGCGACGCAGAUAUACUGCCACCAGGCCCUAUCCGCCCCGGUGCCAACGUUGAAUGAAGGCUUGUGCGCCUGUCCUGAUCAAACAACGCUUCUCAGACUGCGCAUCCACCUUCUUGACUCGCUGCUAUCUCUCAACAACCCUAAUGCACUCGCACAAUCGCAACCAUGGCCUUUGUUCAUACUGGCAACAGUGAGCGCUCAUGAUCCAGUUACGCACCUGUGGUUUGAGAAGCGGAUGAAUUCCAUCAUGACGUUGUAUUGUGAGAUUGAUCGACCGCAGAUGCUUAAAUUUCUGCGGUCUUUUUGGGCUCAGGUUGCAUGUCAUAAUUGGAUUGAAUACGCUCAGUUAUGGAAGAAGGAUCAUCAAAGAUUUCUAAUACUAUGA